Rodentolepis nana is the source of this 444-nucleotide messenger RNA. NCBI's taxonomy places the organism in Eukaryota, Metazoa, Platyhelminthes, Cestoda, Cyclophyllidea, Hymenolepididae. The record is from the annotation of a GenBank genome assembly.
AUGCAGAGCCGUCGACCAAAAUUUCUACACUAUUUUUCCCGCCGGACAGGUUCAAAUUUUAUGGGUGGAGAUGUAGAUACUCUUAUGGAUCUCGAUUAUCUUGAAGAGCCCCAACUUACUUUUAGAUUAAAUAAUAAUCUUUUUACCGUUCCAUCAUAUCUUAAUUGGGUGUCAAAUAAACCCCGACCUCCUGAAAUGGAACCUAUCACAUCAGGCGAGAGUUCUAUAAGUUCUCGACGUGGGACAGGAAGACGCUCAUCUCUUAAUCGCCUGACUGGAGAUGGAAAUAUGGAUUUAGCAUCCCAGCGUCUCCUGUUUAAUGAAGUUGAUCCUAAAGGUCAACCGGCACCUUCUUUCUCUGAUAUGAAUUCUCCCACCGAAGGUGGCUGGGCUGCAAUUACCAGUGUAGCUAGUCAGGGACAUAAGACUUCCUUCUUGCUAUGA